Molecule: messenger RNA, 816 nt
Organism: Aegilops tauschii subsp. strangulata
Lineage: Eukaryota; Viridiplantae; Streptophyta; Magnoliopsida; Poales; Poaceae
Source: RefSeq, a predicted model, not a curated record
AUGGGAGGUAAAGAGCCGAAAUACAUAAUAACAGACCAGGACCAGGCGAUGAAGACUGCAAUAAAGGAAGCUCUUCCGAGAACGAGGCACAGGUUCUGCUGGUGGCAUAUUAGGAAGAACCUGAGGGAAAAUAAUGCAGCAGUGUUUGCGCAGCACCCAGGGAUGUCUGAUGAUUUAUUUCGAAUCGUCAAAAACUCACUAGAUCAAGACGAGUUUGAGCGUGCCUGGAAAGCAGCAAUUUCUGUGCACAAGGCGGAAGGCAACAAACACCUGAACACGCUGUGGGAACUCCGAAAUUUCUGGGUACGGGCCUACUUCAAGGACUGCUUCUAUCCUUUCUCGUCAACAACCACUCGCAGUGAGAGCACGAAUUCGAUGUGGAAGAAUUACGUCGACCACAGGGACACUAUAAAAAGGUUUGUUGAUGUGUAUCACAUGAUUCAGCAAAAUUGCCUCGCCACGCUUGACAAGAAAAGACACCGAACAGAAGAGAAGGCGCCAUCACUAGAGACGGGUUUUCCGAUUGAAGACAAGCAAGUCAAAAAAGAGAAGGCAUACCAUGUGCUGCAUGAAUGUACGGUAGAUAUGAAAAUAAAAGUCAUGGCCGCAAUUGCUGAGGAACCAGACACAGGCAUUCUUGCCGAAACUCUCAAGAACCCUCCCAUGAGUGGCUCAAAGGGCACGAAAAAAGGAGAUCGAAUCAAAGCUGGUUCUGAGAAGAAAGGAAAAGGCAACAAAGCCGCAUCCAAGUGCGGCCAUUGUGGAGUAAAGGGUCACAGGAAAACAAACUGCCCGGAUAACCCAGAAGUCCAGUAG